AUUAUAGAGCAUGUAUGGGCUUUUGAAUGUAUUUGGAAGACUGGUUGAUUGUAGGUUCUGGAAGCAGAAGGACAAAAUGAUGAUGAGAUGAAACGAAGAUGAGGUUAAUUUAUUUACCUCUCUACGGUGUACUACUUCAUUUGGAUGAUACCCUUUUAUCUAAUGGUCUUAACUAUAGUAUAUCCAUCCCUCCGCCAUCCACACAAAAGCCAAAGCCACCCCCCCCCCGACCCAAGAGCUGUUAUCCGAACCAGAUCGCAUGGCGGUAAACCACCUUCCACCAUCAUGCGCUCGAAGUUUAUAUCUGGGCAGUGUUGGGCACCGAUUUGGCGGUCUCCAAUCGGCCAAGGGUCUAGGUCUUUUGAUCGACCUCCACCGAAGAUUGUCGCCCCUUGAUGGCUGGGAGGAAGGAUUGAAAGGAUUGACCCGCUGCAACACACCGAAUUGCUUUUACACAAGCUUCCACUGGACGGCGACCCAAUCCUGGUGCGGAUUACAGCCCAUCACAACCCGGACUGGCGACAUCCCACGAUGCAAGCUACAAGAGAUUGACGUCCAAGAUCUGACAGCCACGACCAGAUCUGAAAGCCACAACCUUGUUGCGAUUUCCAAUGGGCAAAAAACCGGUCAGCCAAGACCCACCAUGGCCUGGUUUCUGAAUGAUAGGUGACAACCCCUUGACUAUCAUCGUAUUGUUGGCUCUGUGUGGCAAUAUACUUUCGAGUCUCCGACCGCAACACCAAAUCAGGCAACAGGGCAGCCUA
Aspergillus versicolor CBS 583.65 is the source of this 764-nucleotide messenger RNA. RefSeq lists its product as uncharacterized. The transcript has a single exon. NCBI's taxonomy places the organism in Eukaryota, Fungi, Ascomycota, Eurotiomycetes, Eurotiales, Aspergillaceae. The coding region runs from base 260 to 670 and encodes 136 amino acids. The record is from RefSeq and is a predicted model, not a curated record.